Molecule: messenger RNA, 1556 nt
Organism: Dufourea novaeangliae
Lineage: Eukaryota; Metazoa; Arthropoda; Insecta; Hymenoptera; Halictidae
Product: agrin
Exons: 9
Coding region: 1-1494 (497 amino acids)
Molecular function (GO): protein binding
Source: RefSeq, a predicted model, not a curated record
AUGCACCGUCACGUCUCCCUCGUCGUCGGGAUCGUCCUGCUGUGUUGCCUUCAAGAUUUCGUAACCGGCGCCUGUCCCCGAAUAUGUCCGCCGGGCGGCGAGCCAGCGUGCGGUAGCGACGGUGUGAUCUAUGCGUCGCAGUGCGAAAUGCGGAAGAAGAUGUGUGGAAAAGGCGUGACCGUGGCAACGGAGAAGACCGCUUGCCUGAGGUCAUCCGGUAGCAAGUGUGAGCAUCGUUGCCCGGGCGAUCAGGAUGCAGUGUGCGGCACGGACGGUCGUACGUAUCUGAACAAGUGCAUGCUCAGGGUCGAGAUCUGCCGAGUAGGAAUCGAGCUGUCGCAUCUUGGCCCUUGCAACAAUAUCUCCGCGCAUCGAGAGAACUGUCCUGUGUCCUGUGAAUUCGCACCACUCGACGGGCCGAUCUGCGGAAGCGACGGGAACGUAUACAAGUCAACGUGUCAAAUGAAACUUCUCACUUGCGGACAAGGCGUCGUGCGUACCAACAAGAAACACUGCCAGACCACGAGACACUGCCGUGAAUCCUGCUGGCGUGGCGCCAAGCCAGCCUGCGGCAGCGACGGCAUCCUUUACUCGAACACCUGCAAAAUGCGAGCAAAGAACUGCGGCAAACACGUGUUCGAGGUGCCUAUGUCGUUCUGCGUGUCGCGGGAGCGCACGUCCGGCGGACAGUCGAACGCGUGCCCGUUGGAGUGCAAAAACGAGCCUGAGGCGCCAACAUGCGGAUCGGACGGGAGCGUGUACAGGAACGAGUGCGAGAUGCAGAUGCUUAAUUGCGGGCAAGCAAGACGGAAAGUGACCGUGGUCGACUUCGAGAAGUGCCAGCCACGUUUGAAUAAGUGCACGAAGCAACAACAAAAAUGCGGCAACGACGUGGACCCAGUAUGCGGCAGCGAUGCGAACACUUACUCGAAUCAGUGUCAUCUGAACGUUGCUGUGUGCCUAAAGGGCAUUCAAUUGGCUCACGUUGGCGAGUGCACGACCUUGAAGGAAACCGAACAGUGCCCCGAAGAUUGCAGCGAGGUACCCGAGGAACCAGUUUGUGGAAGCGACGGGAACGUUUACCGAUCCUUCUGCCAUCUGCGGCGCGAGACAUGCGGUCAGAGGGUGGUUCAAGUUCCAGCACAACAUUGUCCUACCACCGCGCUUUGCAACCAGAUCUGCAGCGGAGAACGCCAGUUUGUUUGCGGUUCCGACAACAAGCUCUAUCGCAACGAGUGCGAGAUGAAGAGGGACAAUUGCGGGAAACACGUAUACGUGGUGCCCAUGAAGAGAUGCGUUCAGGGCUUCCUGUUCCGUGGUUGCCAAAAGAUCUGCCCGCCCUACUACGACCCAGUUUGCGGCACAGACGGCAUGACUUAUAGCAACGAAUGUUUCCUGGAGAUCGAGAACUGCCGUAGUCGAAGUUUAGUUACGAAGAAAUAUCACGGCGUGUGCGGCCAACCAACGGAGGAGCCUAAGAACUACUUGUACUAAAUCGAUCGAUUUCUGUCUGUUCGAAAGUCUCUGUUGAAAAGUACUCUCUCGAAAGUUGACGA